AUGUCAACACCAGCAGAAAAUAAAUCUUAUUCUACUACUGCUACUUCAGCUUCGACUUCGACUGCGAAUUCGGGAAACACAGAUGCGUUUAGGGAGUUGGGGAUUGAGAGUACGAGGAUUAAUACGGUGGAGGGGGUUAAUUUGAGUGAGAAGCAGAAGGUCGUUGUGGGGAGUGUUUUGGAUCUCUUUGCCGGUCGUCCCUCCCUCCCCAAACUCUCCCUUUGGACCGAAACCGCCAUCUUCGAAGACCCCAUCACUAAAGCCGAAGGCCGCAAACAAUACGCCGCCCAAUGGUACGGUCUCCAAAGCGCCUUUAGCCGCAUUGAACAAAUCUCGCACUGCGUAACUAAGGCGGGUAAUCCUAUCGAAAUGGAUUUGCAUUCGAGGUAUGUGGUUAAGGGGGUGGGUUUUGAACAGGUUAUUAAGAGUAAGGUAAGUAUUUAUACGACUGGAGGGGAUGGGAAGGAACCGCUUGCGAAGGAGGAAAUGGGCAUUUUGAAGGUGGUGGAUGCUUGGAAUGGGGAGGCGCCGGGAGAGGGGGUGUUUGUUAAGAAAUCUUAA
Messenger RNA from Sclerotinia sclerotiorum 1980 UF-70, 561 nucleotides. RefSeq lists its product as hypothetical. The transcript is spliced from 3 exons. NCBI's taxonomy places the organism in Eukaryota, Fungi, Ascomycota, Leotiomycetes, Helotiales, Sclerotiniaceae. The record is from RefSeq and is a predicted model, not a curated record. The coding region runs from base 1 to 561 and encodes 186 amino acids.